AUGAACGCCAUAAAUGAGAACGCGAAUCAGCCAGACGUAUAUGUUCCAAUUCGCUUGGACAUGGAAAUCGACGGCAUUAAGCUCAGGGACUGUUUUACUUGGAACAAAAACGAGAUGUUGAUCACCCCAGAGAUUUUCGCCGAGGUGCUGUGUGAUGACCUGGAUCUGCCGCCCGUGACGUUCGUACCUGCAAUUUCUCAGAGCAUCAGACAACAGCUGGACGCAUUUCCCUCCGAUAACCUGUUUGCGGAACAGCCAGAUCAGCGGGCUAUUUUGAAAUUGAAUGUUCACGUUGGAAACUUGUCGCUAGUCGAUCAGUUCGAGUGGGACAUGUCACAACAAGAAAACAGUCCGGAACAAUUCGCAAUGAAGCUAUGCACUGACCUCGGCCUCGGAGGUGAAUUCGUUCCUACAAUCGCAUAUAGUAUUCGAGGACAGCUUUCAUGGCACCAGAGGACGUAUGCGUUCAGUGAAUCGCCAUUGCCGGAAGUAGAAUGUCCGUUUCGAAAUCCGAAUGAAGCAGAGCAAUGGGGACCAUUUCUGGAAACGCUCACAGACGCUGAAAUGGAGAAGAAGAUACGUGAUCAGGACAGAAACACGCGCAGAAUGAGGCGUCUAGCAAACACGGCCCCUACGUGGUAG
Molecule: messenger RNA, 642 nt
Organism: Soboliphyme baturini
Lineage: Eukaryota; Metazoa; Nematoda; Enoplea; Dioctophymatida; Soboliphymatidae
Source: the annotation of a GenBank genome assembly